AUGGCAACGUUUACGUCAACAGAGUUUAAUAGUGAAAACUACGAUAGGUUCAGGCCUGUAUACCCAGACGAGUUGUAUCAGCAAUUAGUGGAUUAUCAUGUUGGUGCUAAAGGAUUGUGUGUCGAUGUUGGAUGUGGCUCUGGCCAGGCAACGUUCACCCUGAAAAAGUACUUUGACAAGGUCAUAGGAUCUGAUAUCUCAGAAAAUCAGUUGGCAGUGGCUAGGAAAAGACAGCCUGCUGGAAUUGAAUUUAGGUUAGGAACGGGCGAGGAUUUUUCUUGGCUAACGGAGACGCCAGAUGUAAUCACCGCCGCUGAAUGCCUGCACUGGGUAGACCCACAGAAAUUCGUUGCAAAUGUCGCCAAUUCUCUAAGGGAUCAUGGCACCUUGAGUUACUGGCUUUAUACAGAACCAAUUUUUCAGAACGAAAGGGCCAAUCAGGUUUACAACAAAUUCACCUACGGGUCUGACUACCUGGGCCCAUAUUGGGAUCCUGGCCGUACACAUUUCAGAAAUCAUUUAAAGGAGUUGAAUCACAUCUUACUGGAUAGCGAGCUUUUUGACGAAGUGAAAAUUUCUAAUUUUAAACAAGAGGAAGGGGUCAAAAACGGAGAUAUCUUAUACUUGGAAAAAGAGAUGACAAUCAGUGAUUUCAUCAAUUUUGUAUCUAGUUGGCCUUCUGUGUUUUCGUGGAAGCAGCAACGAGGAAAGGAGGGUAUCCUAGAUGAUUUUUACAACGAACUGAACGACUGCUUUGAGGGGGGUAACAUGAAAGUAAUAUGGAACUCCGUCCUAGUAUUUGCCAGGAGGAAGCAAAGGGUUGUAUAG
Messenger RNA from Komagataella phaffii GS115, 828 nucleotides. Its product is annotated as Trans-aconitate methyltransferase. Gene Ontology annotation, molecular function: S-adenosylmethionine-dependent methyltransferase activity. The record is from RefSeq and is a predicted model, not a curated record. The coding region runs from base 1 to 828 and encodes 275 amino acids. The transcript has a single exon. Lineage: Eukaryota; Fungi; Ascomycota; Pichiomycetes; Pichiales; Pichiaceae.